Molecule: messenger RNA, 1122 nt
Organism: Choloepus didactylus (southern two-toed sloth)
Lineage: Eukaryota; Metazoa; Chordata; Mammalia; Pilosa; Megalonychidae
Gene: GPX8
Product: glutathione peroxidase 8 (putative)
Exons: 3
Coding region: 22-654 (210 amino acids)
Biological process (GO): response to oxidative stress
Molecular function (GO): glutathione peroxidase activity
Source: RefSeq, a predicted model, not a curated record
UUCCCUCUAGAAUCAUCCAAAAUGGAGCCUCUAACAGUUUACUCUUCAAAAUGUUCGGGGCCCAAAACAAAAAUAUUUGCAGUUUUGCUAUCUAUGGUUCUAUGCACAGUAACGCUAUUUCUUUUACAACUAAAAUUCCUAAGACCUAAAACCAACAGCUUUUAUACCUUUGAAGUGAAGGAUGCAAAAGGAAGACCGGUUUCUCUGGAAAAGUUUAAAGGCAAAGAGGUUUCACUAGUUGUAAACGUGGCUAGUGACUGCCAACUCACAGACAGAAAUUACUUAGCACUGCAGGAACUGCACAAAGACUUUGGACCAUUCCACUUCAGCGUCUUGGCUUUCCCGUGCAAUCAAUUUGGAGACUCGGAACCCCGCCCAAGCAAGGAAGUAGAAUCUUUUGCAAGAAAUAAAUACGGAGUAACAUUCCCCGUCUUCCACAAGAUUAAGAUUCUAGGAUCUGAAGCAGAACCUGCAUUUAGAUUUCUUAUUGAUGCUUCAAAGAAGGAACCAAGAUGGAAUUUUUGGAAGUAUCUGGUCAACCCUGAGGGUCAAGUUGUGAAGUUCUGGAGGCCAGAGGAGCCCAUUGAAGCCAUCAGGCCUGACAUAGCAGCUCUGGUUAGACAAAUGAUUAUAAAAAAGAAAGAGGACCUAUGAAAAUGUCAUUUAAACCAUUCUAAUGCAACAAUCAGAAAGGGGAAAUGUCGCCAUGCAGAUCUGGUCUCACUUUAAAUGCUCUAACAAUUAAAUGUGGCACUGAAGGAUGAUUUUUUUUUAAUAAUUAUCUUGCUAGUCAGUAGUAAUGACUAUCCCCAGGAUAGAGAUGUUACCCAAAGCAAAAAUAAAGGAUAGACAAAAGAUUCAAAAUGAAAUAUACUAAAUUCUUAAUCUGACCAUGCUAAAAACUUCAGAAUACACAGUUACCAAAGUGCUUCACCCUAUUAUUCAACUUGACAUUUUCUAGGAUCAUACUUGAUGGAAAUGCUCACAAACUAGACCACUAUUUGGAUUCAAGAAUACUACAUGUGACUGAAAUUUUUGGAGUAACUCAUUGUAAAUGGCUAUUUUGAUGUAAUAAAACACAAAACAAAUACUGAAAAAAUAUAAAACAGAUUCAAAUCCUUA